This is a messenger RNA of Paramecium pentaurelia, 415 nucleotides long. NCBI's taxonomy places the organism in Eukaryota, Ciliophora, Oligohymenophorea, Peniculida, Parameciidae. The record is from the annotation of a GenBank genome assembly.
AUGUCCACCAUGUUAUUAAUAGAAACAAUAAGAAGACAAGAAAAGAAGAUAGAUAAUUUGAGAUCUUAAAUUAAACGAAGUGAGAGUGUUAGAAAGAGUAGCCGAAAUACACGUAGUGAGAAAAGUGAAUAUUUGCAAUGCAAGAGUUCUAUUAAGCCAGUUGCAAAGCCUGUUCAAAAAAUGAAAGAAAAGGAUUAAACUAUUAAUAUUUUAACUGAAAGACUCAAUAGAGCAUUUGAAGUGGAAAAUGAAGUAUUAUAUGUUACAAAAUGCAAAGAUGAAACAUAAACUCCAAAAGUAAAAGGUUUUGUUUAAGUGUCUAUACAAUGAAUUAUAAAGUGAAGUGUAAAAUUUGAAAUGUGAAAUCCAACGAUUGGCCACACCCUAAAAAUAUAAAAAACCUCUUUACUUUUGA